UGACACCUGACAGUGCUUACAAUAGAUAAAUAUAACCUAACAUUUCAGCGUGAUAUUGUUUACAUUUUAUAUCUGCACGUUUUAUCGCUUAUUCCUUACGAUAAAUGUACAAAGCUAUAGAAAUGGGUGAAGAAGCACAACAAAGCAACGAAAACAAGAAAAGACAGCGGAAGAAGCGUAAGAAUUUUAUUUCUAACGCAAAGAAAUACGCUAAAAAAGGACAACUUGGUCGUGGUACUCAAAUUCCUGAAGAACUGUAUCAGUAUUUUGUAGGUAUUUUAGAUGUCAUUAAAGAAGGCAUACAGGAUCCGGACGAGAGAGAGGCCUUAGUUAGAAAUGUUCUGGAGCGAACUAAAGGUGAAGAAAUAAAUGUAGUGGGAAAUCAACUUGGAUGUCGUCUUGUGGAGCUAUUGUUACCAUACUCUUCAUCUGAAGAUUUAGAGAGAUUUAUUGAAAUCUUAUCCCCCGAACUUCGUAAAUUAUCUGCUGACAACUUCUCAAGCCAUGUCAUUGAAACAUUAUUACGUGUGUCAUGUGCUCGAGCAACAGAACAUCUUCAAGAAACUGAUGAACCCCCAGUUAAGAAGUCAAAAAAAGAUGAGAAAUACUCUGAAGAGCAUAUUAAAGCAUGUCACGAAUUUACAUUAAAGAUAUGUAAAUAUGCUCUAAAUAAUUUAGAAGAUUUUGUUUGGGAUCAGUAUGCAAAUCAUAUAUUGCGUAGUGCAUUGAAAUGUUUAAGUGGUAUCACAUUACUCCCAGGUGAAAAACCAAAAGUUAAUCUAUUCAAGGAAACAGUUCAGGACAAAAAAGGAAUACCACCACAUUUAACAAACAUGACUUACAAAGUAGUACCGGACGAGUUUAAGGAAAUAGUUACGGACUUUGCAAAUAGAUUAUCAUCCUGGCCGCAAUUUAAAGACAUGGCUUAUGAAAAUUUGACAUCUGGACUUUUACAAGUAUUGCUGUAUGCUGUGAAAAAUGUAGAUAAAAAGUUGACAAAGAAUUUGGUUGAUAAAUUGAUGGAUGAAAGUUUUGUACCAGAGGGCUGGGUGGGCAAUGGUGAUGGAGAAAAAAAAGAGGAGAAAGAUGGUGAAGACAAACCUUUACAAGGAAGUAAUUUACCGCCUGUCUUUGAGUCUGAACCAGCUGUAAGGCUAUUAGAAGCUGCACUAUUUGUAGUUAAGAAGAAGACAUAUACACAAAUAUAUGCAAAGUGUUUCAUCAAUCGCCUAGGACAGCUAGCGGCUAUGCCCAUGCUUAAUUUCACAGUACAGCGACUCAUAGACAACUGUCAAAUUAAAGAGGAGUUUGAACCAAUGUUUGAUGAGCUCUCGAGCAAGUUCGACACCCUUCUUGCUUGUGGUAACACUGGUGUCCUUGUUGCACUGGCCAAAGCUUGCUUAAGAAUAAAAGCCAGACAAGCACAGUUUAUACAGACUUUAGAAAAAUCACUAAACUGUAUGGAAGACAAUCAAAAGCACUUUGCACUACAAUGUCUACGCCUGGUUCCGCUUGGGGGUAACGUGGAAAUAUCCACUCAGGGAUUCUUCAUUAACAUACAUGGCUCUGUAAUUCUGCAGACCAUACUGGAUUUCCAGCGACCAACGAAAGCCGUUCAAAGCAUAUUGGAGCUUCAACCGGAAAGUCUUCUCUAUAUAUUUAGUGAGGCAAAGGGAAGUCACGUAGCUGAUGCCUUUUGUAAGGGACAGUUUGUUGGAGUAAAGGCACGGGAUAAGCUUAUCUGGAAACUUAAGGGUUGCUACCAAACAUUAGCAAUGUCCCAGCAUGGUUCAAGGGCCUUCGAAAGAAUCUACGAGUCGGCCUCUAACGAGCAAAAGGUUAAAAUAAUGGCAGAAUUGUCGGAAAAGAGCAAUCUCUUGAAUAGCACAAACUUUGGACGUUUGAUUGCGACGAAACUAGAUGUCGCUGGUUUCAAAUUGUCACAGAAUAAAUGGGAACAAAGUAAUUUAAAGAAAAGUGAUAAUAAAGCUGAUUAAAUUGA
Molecule: messenger RNA, 2002 nt
Organism: Pieris napi
Lineage: Eukaryota; Metazoa; Arthropoda; Insecta; Lepidoptera; Pieridae
Product: nucleolar protein 9
Exons: 7
Coding region: 105-1997 (630 amino acids)
Biological process (GO): ribosomal small subunit export from nucleus; endonucleolytic cleavage in 5'-ETS of tricistronic rRNA transcript (SSU-rRNA, 5.8S rRNA, LSU-rRNA); endonucleolytic cleavage to generate mature 5'-end of SSU-rRNA from (SSU-rRNA, 5.8S rRNA, LSU-rRNA)
Cellular component (GO): 90S preribosome; nucleolus; preribosome, small subunit precursor
Molecular function (GO): RNA binding
Source: RefSeq, a predicted model, not a curated record